AUGUGCAAUUUCCCCAGUGUCUCAUUCUCCUUGUGUGUAGGGUUUUUGGGCCGGCUUUAUAACUCACUGGUGAUCAGGCACACAGAAUUGUCCCCAGAGCUGGUGGAGGAGGGUCUAAUCAGAGCCUGCGCUGAGACUACUGGGAAAGAGAAUCGACUUUGUUAUUACCUGGGAGCUUCCAGUGAUGCUGCAGCCAAAGUGACAGGUGAGGUGAGCCGCCCCCUCAGUGCACAUGUUCCUGUCUGCAAAAUCUGCCAGAGACUUCAGCGCAGGGACGGCCAGAUCUGCGAGCUCAGAUAUGAGCAUCCUGUUCUCGACUGGAGCAGGGACGCUUUGUCUAAAAUGCGAGUGUUGGAGCUGAAGAGAGUCUUGGUUGGGGGGGAGGAGUGCAGAGCCUGUCUGGAGAAGAGUGAAUUUAUUGAUCUCAUCCAGGAGGUGGCCCCCAAACACAGCACAGCACAGCAAAGAACACACUCGGAAGAGUUCUGAGGGCCUCCUUGUGCAGCUCUGUGCUGGGGAGACAGAGCUCUGAUGAGAGGGCCUCCUUGUGCAGCUUCAUGCUGGGGACAUACUGCAGUGAUGGGAGGGGCUGCACGUGCAGCUGCGCUCAGGGACACUUUUGAUAUUGCUCUGAGACUCCUUACUUAUAAUGCUUUUCAUAAUAUUAGUUACGAUUAGCCAUGUGCAAUUUCCCCAGUGUCUCAUUCUCCUGUACCACUGUAAGCAUUUUCUCCCGCACAC
Sinocyclocheilus anshuiensis is the source of this 741-nucleotide messenger RNA. Its product is annotated as cerebral dopamine neurotrophic factor-like. Gene Ontology annotation, cellular component: endoplasmic reticulum. Gene Ontology annotation, biological process: dopaminergic neuron differentiation; neuron projection development. The record is from RefSeq and is a predicted model, not a curated record. Lineage: Eukaryota; Metazoa; Chordata; Actinopteri; Cypriniformes; Cyprinidae.